CUCUCUCUCUCUUCCCUUUUGCAUCAGGGACAGAAUUAGGCCAAAGGUUGUCCCAGCCAAGAGGUUUCGUAAACCUGACUUGAAAACACCCGGGGUGGCAGGGUUGACGAGCCUCUAUUUCAAGCACUCAUUAAUCGAGCGGGUUAAAUGAUAAACCCUUUGGAUGUGCUGUCAUUGGUUGUUUCUGGGGACAUCAUCCAUCCUUGGCAAGGAGCCAGGAGACAUGUUUUUGUGGGGUGACAUAAGAGACAACCCUCUUUUGCCCAGGCUGGUAGGAUGGACUGUAAACAAGGAAGAGUAUUUAAGGAAGGAAGAUGCUUUCUGGAAAACCAGAGGUCUUGGGGAGAGUUGGUCGGAAACAACGCCUUACUGCCUGGAAGGACCAGCGAAACCUCCAAAGCUAAAUAUACAGACUGCCUCAGAAAAGUAAUAGGCGAUGCCUCCCCAGCUGCAGACGCAGAUGAACGCCACUCCCAAGGUUGUCCAAGGAGAUCUGAAGUGUUUAGCCCCAGAUGUGAGGGACUUCAUUGAAAGCAAUGCUAAGCUGUGCCAGCCUGAAGCCAUCCAUAUUUGCGAUGGCUCCGAGGAAGAGAACAAGAAUAUUUUGGAGCUCAUGUUAGAACAAGGCAUGAUUAAGAAGCUUGGGAAAUAUGAGAACUGCUGGUUGGCUUGCACAGAUCCAAGGGACGUGGCAAGAAUCGAAAGCAAAACCGUUAUCGUCACUCAGGAGCAGCGAGAAACCAUCCCCAUCCCGCAAAGUGGAGUGAGCCAGCUGGGACGGUGGAUGUCGGAAGAAGACUUUGAGAAAGCCUUCAGCAUCAGAUUCCCCGGGUGCAUGGAAGGGCGCACCAUGUAUGCCAUCCCAUUUAGCAUGGGACCAAUUGGUUCUCCUUUAUCCAAGUUUGGGAUUGAGCUGACAGAUUCUCCUUAUGUGGUGGUCAGCAUGAGAAUUAUGACUCGGAUGGGAACAUCUGUCCUAGAAGCCCUUGGCAAGGGAGAAUUUGUAAAAUGCCUGCAUUCAGUUGGGUGCCCUUUGCCGUUAAAAAAGCCUCUGGUCAACAACUGGCCAUGCAACCCAGAUUUGACACUGAUUGCUCACAUCCCUGAUCACAGAGAGAUCGUUUCUUUCGGAAGUGGUUACGGAGGAAACUCCCUCCUGGGGAAAAAGUGCUUUGCUCUCAGGAUUGCCAGCAGGAUUGCCAAAGAAGAGGGCUGGCUUGCUGAGCACAUGCUGAUCUUGGGUAUCACAAAUCCUGAAGGCGAAAAGAAAUACUUUGCUGCAGCUUUCCCCAGCGCUUGUGGAAAAACCAACUUGGCCAUGAUGAAUCCAACUCUGCCGGGCUGGAAAAUUGAGUGUGUUGGGGAUGAUAUCGCUUGGAUGAAAUUUGACGAUCAAGGUCACUUAAGAGCGAUCAAUCCAGAGAACGGCUUUUUUGGAGUUGCUCCCGGGACGUCGGUGAAAACUAACCCCAAUGCUAUGAAGACGAUUCAGAAGAACACCAUCUUCACCAACGUAGGAGAAACCAGCGAUGGAGGCGUAUAUUGGGAAGGUAUUGAUAAACAGCUUGCCCCAGGAGUGACGCUCAUGUCAUGGAAAAACAAGGAAUGGACUAGCAAAAACGGGGAACCGUGUGCUCACCCCAAUUCCCGAUUUUGCACUCCUGCCAGCCAGUGUCCUAUUCUGGAUCCUGCCUGGGAGGCUCCAGAAGGAGUUCCGAUUGAGGGUAUAAUAUUUGGAGGAAGGAGACCUGAAGGUGUGCCUCUGGUCUAUGAGGCCCUUAACUGGCAGCAUGGAGUAUUCAUAGGUGCAGCAAUGAGAUCAGAAGCCACAGCUGCCGCCGAACAUAAAGGCAAGAUCAUCAUGCACGACCCUUUUGCCAUGAGACCUUUCUUUGGCUACAACUUUGGCCAAUAUCUCUCCCAUUGGCUCAGCAUGGCGCACCGGCCUGCCGCAAAGCUGCCGAAGAUUUUCCACGUCAACUGGUUCAGGAAAGACACACGAGGAAGGUUCCUCUGGCCUGGCUUCGGUGAGAACUCCCGCGUGCUGGAAUGGAUGUUCAACCGAAUCCAGGGAGAAGACUGCGCACAGCGAACGGCCAUUGGCUAUGUCCCCAGUAGCGCGGGCUUGAACUUGAAAGGCUUGGAAGGGGUCAGUUUGCAGGAACUGUGUGACAUCUCCAAAGAUUUCUGGGAAAAGGAGGUGGAAGAGAUCAAGAAGUAUUUUGAAGAACAAGUGAAUGCCGACCUCCCCUAUGAGAUGGAAAGAGAGCUUCUUGCGCUGGAGCAGAGAAUAAUGCAGCUAUAACUGAUAUUUAGGUGACUCCGUAUGUUGGGGGUGGGGAGGAAGCAUGAAAUAAUCACACUCUUUUCUAGACGCAAUGUCUGGAAGCACGAAAAUGCAAUGGCAGGCACAGUUAUGGCCAGAGCUAUUACUUCUAAAGGCUAAUUGAAGACGUAAUUCUCAAGCUUAUUGAACAAUACUUGCGAGGUGACUGAAGUUGGGCUAUUGUUUGAUGAGCAUGCCUCCAUUGAUAAGUACUGCACUCACGUCAAGAAAGUUAUCGCAGGAUAGCUGUGGUUCUCAUGUAAUAUUA
Molecule: messenger RNA, 2594 nt
Organism: Elgaria multicarinata webbii
Lineage: Eukaryota; Metazoa; Chordata; Lepidosauria; Squamata; Anguidae
Gene: PCK1
Product: phosphoenolpyruvate carboxykinase 1
Exons: 10
Coding region: 437-2305 (622 amino acids)
Biological process (GO): cellular response to glucose stimulus; cellular response to dexamethasone stimulus; response to starvation
Cellular component (GO): cytosol
Molecular function (GO): manganese ion binding; GTP binding; phosphoenolpyruvate carboxykinase (GTP) activity
Source: RefSeq, a predicted model, not a curated record